Linum trigynum is the source of this 1703-nucleotide messenger RNA. The record is from the annotation of a GenBank genome assembly. Lineage: Eukaryota; Viridiplantae; Streptophyta; Magnoliopsida; Malpighiales; Linaceae.
UAUUAACAAGUUAAUGUUCACGUUCAGAAGAGUAAUUAAUCCUUUCAUAAGCUCUAAACAGGCCAGCUCGCGAACUUAGGUCAACAAGCCACCGAGUCAAGUUAUCUCACGAGCUUAUCAAGUUGAGUAUGGUCUAGCUCAACCUUGACUCGUUUACUAACGAGUCGGCUCACGAGAUGGCUUGUUAAACGAGUUUUCCCCCGAUUCGAACGCCGAAUUGCUCGCGAGCGAUUUGGCUCAUUUGCAGCCCUACACUCAACAAUCCACCAUUUUGAAAUGUUGGAAGAGAAAAUAAAUAAAUGACUUCUCAAUCGUGAUCCCGUAAGAGUCUGUUACAUAUAAAUGCUUAUUCAACGUGUAGAUGAAGAGGCUUCCAAAGCUUAUGAAGAGCUUUACUUCCUACUAUAUCAUUAGAUUCUCAACAUGAUAAGAGGCAGGUAUCUAAUGCAAUGAGUAUGUAUCUCAAUUCUCUAGAGAGGGGGUUUUGGAUCCCAUUUUAUGGCCUCAUGCAUGCUAUCUUGUUUGUUUGUUUCAAUGCAAAGACAUUCAUGAAAUGACUUGGCAUCUUGCAAUGUUCGUUUAUGCCCUGUUCACUUCCCAUUUCAUUUUCUGUUUUCUGGUUAAAAAAUGAAAAUCAGGAAACAAAUGGACAUAAAACGUGUUCACUUGACAAUUCCAUUUUCCUUGGAAAAACCCAGUUAUUACAAAUGGGAAAACCAUUAAUACUCGUUUUCCGAAUAGAAUGAGACGGGUUAUUGCCCCUUUUCCCAGCGGAAAUCAUCCGCUCUACAUUAAUGAGAUCGGCCGUUCGAAUCACCGCGGCUCCUUUUUUUUCCCAUUUUCCUCUGUUACCCUAUACGGCGCCGUUUUGGAAUUUAUUUCAUCCACCCAACCCUAACCCUAGAAGAACUAUGCUUCAGCCGACCCCUUUGAACUCCUCCCAUAGCAAUCGGCCGCCGACCCCUCUGAACUCGCCCCAUCGUCUUCUCCACCCAAACCACCCACCAGCAGCCCCAUCGUCUUCCUCCGCCAGCAUCGCGCCGCCAUCAUUUUCUUCUCCCUCGCCAGCCCCGGCCGCCACCAUCUGCGAGACGAAGGAUUCCCGACGCGAGAAGAACCAGCCGGCCGCCAUCAUUUUGCUUCUCCCUCGCCAGCCCCGCGCCGCCACCAUCUGCGAGACGGAGGAUUCCCCGACGCGAGAAGCACCAGCCGGCCUCCAUCAUUUUUCUCUCCCUCGACAGCCCCGCGCCGUCAUCAUCUGGGAGAUGGAAGAUUCCCCGAGACGAGAAGCUCCAGCCGGCGGAAAUGGCUGCUGCUAGCUACUCAUUUCAGCAGAAGCAACACCGAAGAAGCUUUCCCCUUCUCGAAUCCUCAUCAAUCGAACAGAGAAGCGCCUGGCGAUUACUCCUCCGAAGUUGCUAGCCAUUCCUCCUCCAGCCGCACAUCGUCCUCCUCCUGCUGUCACCCAUUCCAGUAGAAGCAGCACCGAAGGAGCUUUCCCCCUCUCAAUUCCUCCUCCGAAGCUGCUAGUGACACGAUCCAGGUACUUACUCUUCCUGUGAGUGACACGAUCCAUGCUUGCUUGUGAUGAUGAAUUGUACUGGUUUGGUCAUGUUUUGUGUUGCUGAGUUUGAAUGGAAAUAUUAUGGUGGAUGAAAGAGUUUGAAUGGAAAUAUUAUGGUGAAUGAAUUGAACAAUGGACA